GCAGCUUCUGCGGUUCGGCUCCCCUCGGCGAUCCCGGGCCUGGCGAGGAUCUGCCUGGGUUCUCCCGCUCCUCUAGGCUGCUGACGCCCGCCCGCCGCCAUGGCAGAAUUGGGCCUAAAUGAGCAUCAUCAAAAUGAAGUUAUUAAUUAUAUGCGUUUUGCUCGUUCAAAGAGAGGCUUGAGACUCAAAACUGUAGAUUCCUGCUUCCAAGACCUCAAGGAGAGCAGGCUGGUGGAGGAGACCUUCACCGUAGACGAAGUCUUGGAAGUCCUGAACGGAUUGCAGGCUGUGGUCCAUGGUGAGGUGGAGUCCGAGCUCAUCAACACGGCCUAUACCAAUGUGUUACUCCUGCGGCAGCUUUUCUCGCAGGCUGAGAAGUGGUACCUCAAGCUACAAACAGAUAUCUCUGAACUUGAAAACAGAGAAUUAUUAGAACAAGUUGCAGAAUUUGAAAAAGCAGAAUUUACAUCUUCAAAUAAAAAGCCCAUCAUAGAUACCAUAAAGCCAAAACUUGCUCCACUUAAUGAAGGUGGAACAGCAGAACUCCUAAACAAGGAAAUUUUAAGACUUCAAGAAGAGAAUGAGAAAUUGAAGUCAAGGCUGAAGACCAUUGAAAUACAGGCAACAAAUGCAUUGGAUGAGAAGUCAAAACUAGAAAGAGCACUGCAAGAUUUACAGCUUUAUCAAGGAAAUCAAAAGCCCCUGCCACUCCCUGAGAGAGUUGCCACUGUCCUGCCUCCGGACAUCCUGCCCAGGAAAGGCCAGGAUUUUAUAAAGGUCCAAGACUUGAGUGACUUGGAAAACACUGUUGCUGCUUUGAAGAGUGAGUUUGAGAAGACACUUAAUGACAAGACAGAAAACCAGAAGUCCUUGGAGGAGGAUCUAGUGACAGCCAAGCACGACCUACUCAGAGUUCAGGAGCAGCUAAGCCUGGCUGAGAAGGAGUUAGAGAAGAAAUUCCAACAAACAGCAGCUUAUCGAAACAUGAAAGAGAUUCUUACUAGGAAGAAUGACCAAAUCAAAGACCUGAGGAGAAGACUGGCAAAAUAUGAAUCUGAAGAUUAGAAAUUGAAGAAGAUUCAUCUGGAAGCUGCCACAACAUGAAAGGACAAGCCACUCUCGCCUCAGGCAUGUAUUCUGAAGCAGUCUGUUAAGAAUCCCUCUCUUUAUUGUUCUAAUGUUUAAACUUUGCUUCUAAUAUUUAGAACUAGAGUUCCUGUUUCAGUUACUUAACUGAGAAAAGAGAAAGCCUACGGACUGAUUCUGGCCAAUCGUCCCACACUCCUUUCUGCAGAGGGCUCCAGUGUCUCAGUUCAAAUGCAGUGAGAAUUCUUUAUAAUGAAGAAGCAAGUUUUAGAGUGCAAAGAAGAGUCUUACUCUUUUGCAUUAGUAUAAAGAGUAUACCUUUUUAGUAAGUGUAAAAGCUGGCCUUGUCCAUACUUGUGCAUUCCCCAGGGUAAAAAUAAAUAAAUGUAGUUCUUAAAGAUAGUUACUACAAAUCUUAUUUUUAAAACUGAAAUCUAAUUCAUUUUCUCUACUUGAUCAUCAAAAAAAAUAUGAAUUCAUUGAAAAUAUCAAUACUGUCUAUUAUAGGCAGCAUUUUUACCAGUUAUAAUGAAAAUUAACAGUGAACAUGAGGAUUCAGUUAACUUCUUUGGUUUCUUUAGCUAAAUGCUAUGUUUAUGAGAAGAGAUUCAGGCACUUUUUGCAGCACAACUUGUCAUGAGUCUGUAUUACUGAUGGAGAAGUCAGAUCCAUCCUGUACUUCUAUAGUUGAGAAGGUAUCUAGGCUCAGAAUAAGUGUAAUCUAUACUUCAGUUUCUAGAAUAUUCUUUUAGAUUACAUGUUAAACAAGAAAACUUUUAAAAAGACUUAUAUUCAACGUAAAAUCAGUUACCGGAUCGCCGAAUCAACUUUCGAGUAUAGUUUAUUUAUUUAUAUGCAUCUACAGUAACUGCUUUUUCGAGAGGUUUUGAUUAUAUUUCCAUUGGUCCUGCUUUUUCUUGAGUGAUUUUGGAUAAAUCAUUAGAAAUUAGGGAUCACAUCUGCAGUUGUGUAAUGCAACUGUAUACUCUAAAGGUAAAUAAAAUAAUGUUCAUAAAGCUGUAAUGCCUCAGAAGGAAAGUACUUACUUUUAACACAUUGUUGGAAGUAAUUAUUCCCAUUUCCAAAAGCAGAGUGUCACACCCUAAAUGAAUGCUGUCUAAUAAGAGAAGAUUUUAUUCACCAAGAAGAGUUUACUGAUCAGAGGAUAAAGCUCAUUUACUUUUAUUCAAGUUUUUAAUACUCGAAUUUGUUAUUUUUCUUGUAGACUUCAUGUUAAAAUAUUGAAGGAACAAAUUGAUAAAGGGUAAGAUAAUUUCCCCCCAAAAGGACACAGAAGGCAGUCUUAAAAAGAUGAAUGAAUCAGAGGAGGGAGGGAAAAAUCUAAUAACAAGCCAGCACUUGCUGCGUAUUUUUUCCUCCUCUGUGUCACUAUUCAGGUCACUCAUCAGUUUCUGUGUCCUUUUAGAGCUUUCGCUGGGGGUUCCAGUCUCACCCUUUAUUUCUUUAGCCCAAAAUUGAUACUCUCUCCAAAAAUCUAUUCCAUUAUUUAUGGACCAGCAUAUUCUAUAUAAUUCUGAGUCAGAACUCUUGAUUAAAUGGCUAGUGUCCCCUUCAGAAACCAUUUAAUUAUUUCCUCCCUACACCUUUCUUUAUUUGAUGCCUGUAGGGAAGGAACAUAUGCUGAGAAACCUAUAUUGCCAGGUAGAAUUUCAACUUGCUUUUUGGUAGCAACUUUGAAAUAUUCUGUAUAGUGUGUUUCAGUUCAAUAAUAAAUUCAAAAGUAUUUCUGAUACCUUAAAACCUAACUGUGCCCUACAUUAAGAUAAACAAAUACAAUAUUCCUUACAUAAAUCCACAUGAUUCUUUCACAUAUAUAUACUUUCUGUGCUUUGGCUUUGUCACUGUUUUGUGUGCAUGUGUGUUUUAACUCAUGCCCUUAGCAAAAUGCAACUUUAAAUUUUUAUUUUUGAAUAUUUCCCUAGUUUUAGGAUUUAUCUCAUUUAACUAAGAAAGAAAUCCUUUUUAAUCUAUAUAUUUUUGGUUUCUAAGAAUGUUGGCCCAAGCCCCAAUUGAACUUUCAGUGUGCUAAGCUGUGUAGACUGUGCA
This is a messenger RNA of Diceros bicornis minor, 3153 nucleotides long. RefSeq names its product leucine zipper transcription factor like 1 (gene LZTFL1). Gene Ontology annotation, biological process: negative regulation of protein localization to cilium. The transcript is spliced from 11 exons. The coding region runs from base 100 to 1065 and encodes 321 amino acids. Gene Ontology annotation, cellular component: cytoplasm. The record is from RefSeq and is a predicted model, not a curated record. NCBI's taxonomy places the organism in Eukaryota, Metazoa, Chordata, Mammalia, Perissodactyla, Rhinocerotidae.